AUGCCCGAUGCAAUGACAGGUGGACAAUAUUCCAGAAGGAUCCUUCGCAUUAACCGCUUCACAAUCCUGAUGGAUGUUGUGACGACGAGCAUUGCUGUUGGGUUGGUCAUCUUUUACAUAUUUUCCUUGGCGAGCGCUCCACUAGAAACACAAAGUGAGAUGGACUUCAAGCUGCUUCUGGCCUAUGUGUGCUUCACCGUGAUUCUGAGAAUAUUCUACAUGAUUCAGCUGAUUGCAAAGCUGAAAGUGUACUGGGAGCAUGGCCCCUGCGAGGUUACAGAGCUUCCUUUCCAGAACCUCAUCGACUUUGUUGGCAAGUUUGUUCCUCUAGUCGAACCAGGACACAUCAUUUGCCUGUGUUGGAUGACUAGCCGUGUGUUUCCGUUCAAGUCGUGCGGUGUAACGUACUGGGCAGUCUGCAGAUCCAUGCAGAUUGCUUCCACAGUGUUUGUUGCCAUCUGGAUCUUCACUGGUUUGUUUGUUCUGUUUGUCAUCUUCAGCAUUGCCUUCUACGGGGGAAACCAGGCACGGAGAUCUGAAGUCCUCACGAUGACGCCGAUCCCGGACCCGUUGAGACAUUCUAUAAUCAACAACCUCCCCAUCAGCCACAACGCUCCUCCGGAUAACGAUCCUUGCGCCAUCUGUUUUGAGGUUGACACACAACAUGAAUGGAGGGUCCUUCCGUGUGGUCAUAGAUUUCAUCCCAACUGUAUCGACGACUGGCUGCGCAAGCCGAGUAAGUGGCGAACUAUGGAAGUUGCCCGACUUGCCGGCAGGACCCUGUGGCAAGACACGGGAACAACCCGAUGCCUGAGGAAACAAGAGUCCCCGUACAGGAGCAAGCACCGGCACAGGACAGUGCAAAUCGCCAUGGCACAGAAGGAGAGGAAGAACACGGAUUCAGGAUAA
This is a messenger RNA of Guillardia theta CCMP2712, 909 nucleotides long. RefSeq lists its product as hypothetical. The transcript has 5 exons. The record is from RefSeq and is a predicted model, not a curated record. Bases 1 to 909 code for a protein of 302 amino acids. Lineage: Eukaryota; Cryptophyceae; Pyrenomonadales; Geminigeraceae.